Mesocestoides corti is the source of this 2310-nucleotide messenger RNA. Lineage: Eukaryota; Metazoa; Platyhelminthes; Cestoda; Cyclophyllidea; Mesocestoididae. The record is from the annotation of a GenBank genome assembly.
AUGUUUGGUUUGCCACCUAUUGGCAAAACUGAAGGGCCGGACAUAAACAAUGGUCCCGGAUUCGAUCACAAGUUAUCUGUGGCCUUUGCCCUUGAAACUAUAAUUCGCGGCGCGAAAGUCAAGGGAUUUAACCUAAAAGAGAUUCUACCAACUAGUUGCUUUGAGCAAAAUGGCAGAAUACUCAAGCCGCAAAUGCGGGAGAUGCUUGCCCGCAUGCGUAUUCAACUAACCGAUGAAAACUUUCGACGAUUGUGGGAACAGAAGUUCGAUUUAGAAGGCAUCGGUUCAAUACCCACCAAACAGCUGAUUGAUCAACUGGGUCUUACGCCGGACGGAACUCCAAAGUCUGAAGAUGUAAAAGUAUCUGAUUACCGAUUUCCUGACCAGCAUCGUGCGAAAUACAAGUCAUUUAAUGGAAGCGCACCUCUAUCUAAACCAAACCCUUGCCCUCCAAUGGUGAUGGACCCCAUUCCAGUGAAGGCAACUUCCGAAACGCCUGCACCAAAGCAAGAAGCCAAGGAAGAGCCUACCAAUCAGCUGCCCGUACUGGAAUCUCUGCCCCACGGUAUUCGCUACAAGGACCAACUAUUGCGUGUGCUUCAGAAUCGACCGCGUUCUAGAAAUAUCAUACUUCAGCUGAAAUAUAUUUUUGAGGCGCGCUACAAGGCGCUCACUCAAGUGUUUGAAUUGCUGGAUAAGGAUCGUAAGGGUAGCGUACCUGAAGAUCAGCUGCUCGUUGUGCUGCGUGAAUGUGGACUAAGUGUUGAGCCAGAAGAGCUACGGCGUUUUGCUCUGCGUCUCUCCCUGUUUGCCGACGCCAGCGUUGGUGCGUGUGAAAACCCGAAAACAAAGGGAAUUGGCAUGAAUUACAUAAAACUCCUUCGACAGCUAAAAUGCGCUCCACCUUCUAAAAAUUUGAAUAAUAUCAACAGAGUGAAUCGUGGUCCGGACAAUGACCCCUGUUCGUGGAGUAAUCGUGCCAAGAGUAAUCGAUACCUGGAGGACGAAAUUUUCAAUGCGGUGUACAAGGAGUACCUCUACUUUGUUGAGAGAUUGGAGAAAGUGAGCAAAGGCCAAUGUGUUCCGCUGAGAGACUUUCGUGAGAUUGUCGAAUCAACUGUCGGCUUUACAAUGAACGAAUGCCAGUGGGAGGAGGUGAAUCGCCAGCUUCGUAUCCGACCCAGGAACACUGUUGACAUGCAUCACUUCCUUGCACACUUCUCCAAAAUGUGUAAGGAAUCGCCUUGGGAGGUCUUGGAAACGCCUCAAAUACGACAACUCGAUGAAGAGCAGCAAGCACGCCUUGAGUAUGCUGGCGAGCCUCGUGACAUCAAUCUCGUGCUUUUUGCCCUUGAGAAACUUAUCAGCGAAAAAUUCUGUAAAAUUGACAAGGUAUGGAUCGGUUUUGGCUUGUGUCCGGUUGAAUUGGACGCGAUUUGGAGCUUACUGGAUGAACGCGAGCCGUCAACAAACGGACUUCACAACUACCGCAAGGUGAUUCGUUUCCUUCUGGAGACGGGUGGCAUUCGAUUCUACCAGUCUAUGGCGAGACGCAACAAGAGACUUCACGACCCGAAUCUGGUGAAGAUGAAGGACUUCUGGCGGUGCCAGCGGAAGUACAAGAAGGAGCACACGAAGGAGGUACUGGCUCUUGGCAAGGCCGCGAAGGAGAUCAAGUAUGUCCGGAAGCAGAAGGAGAAGCCGUCGGCCGAGAGAGUGGAGCAACUCUGCCAGAAGAUUCGACCCGUGGUCGUCGCCAACUGGACCGAUCUCAGGAACGGUUUCCUCUGGCAAGACCCCAACGGCUGGGGUUCCAUGCUCCGGAAGGACUUCAGGAAAGUGUGUGCGGCCUUCAAUUUCCCCCUGAGCCAGGAGGAGUUGUGUGAGCUGGCCCACGGUCUAGACAAGAAGAAUGACGGCUAUGUCCAGUACGUGGACUUCCUUGGCAGGUUCGCUAAAGGCUACGUUCCUCCGAAGAUUGGCUACAAAUUUGACAUUGUACAUCACAAACUGAAAAACAAGAAAGAUGGAAAGGAAAUUGGAAUUCGAGAAGUCAUGGACAAGCUUCGGCAAAUUUGCCUCUCCGAGUACAACACGCUCUUGGCUGGUUUCCGCGCUAUCGCAGGCUCCCGCCACGCCGACUGCAUCAAGGCCAAGGAUCUGGGUGCCUUUUUGAAGAAGCACGGAAUCGACCUGGCCGAGGACUGCCUCUACCACCUGUGCACGGCGUACGACAAGCACCGACGCGGUUACAUCACCUACACGGACUUCCUUCAGCAGACCAUGGACGUCACCAAACCACCCAACUAA